AAGCACUAGUAGGCAAGCCGCCGGCCGCCAUCUUAGAUCGACAUUGUUGAUUUCCUCAUCAACGAAAUGUGUCUUCAUUUUAGCAAAUAAAUUGAUUAUUAUGAGGACUUGUUAAGUUUUUAUUGAUUCUGUAGUGAUUAUAUUAUAAUGGAAGAGGAAUAUAAUAUUGAAACCCAGGACCCAGUUGUGAACGAUGUGGUGAAUCGUGCUAAUGAGGGAAAUGAAAAUAUAGUGGAUGGUGCUAAAGACUUUGGUGAUGUAGUGGCUUACGACGAGGGUUACGAGGACGAGGAAGGCGGGAACAGCUUCCGUGGAGGCCGAGGACGCGGUAGCUUCAGAAGCAGAGGCCGUGGUCCCCCGCCUGGCUGGAUGAAUGGGCCCCCUAUGAGGUUUAGAGGACGCGGAUACGGACCAGGAGGCCCCCCGAUGCGUGGACGAGGAUUCUUCAGAGGCCGUGGAGGCCCACGUGGUUUUGGACCAAACAAUGGACCCAAUUUCGAUAACAAUUGGGGCCCAAUGGGCCCUCCUCCGCCGGGGAUGAUGGGCGGGCCCCCUCCUGGUAUGAUGGGUGGGCCCCCUCCGUUCGGGCCCCCGCCUGGCAUGAUGCCCCCUGGUGGUCCGAUGGGCCCCCCUCCGAAUAUGAUGGGUCAGCCACCGCCGUUUGGUGGCCCGCCUGGCAUGCCACCUCCUAACAUGCCGGCACCAGAGCUAUGGGUGGAAACCAAGUCAGAUGAAGGCAAACCCUAUUACUACCACUCCAGGACUCGGGAGACAACCUGGACCCGCCCACAGGAGGGCCCCACCUGCAAAGUUAUAUCACAAUCUGACAUGGAAGUUAUGGUCUCUUCAGGCGGUCCAAUGAACAUGGGUGGGCCCCAGUCAGUACCUAUGAACGGGCCCAUGGGUGGCGGGGGCCCGAUGGCGGGUCCCAUGGGUAUGAUGCCGAAUGGUGUCAUGUCGAAUGUCAUGCCCCCUGGAGUACACAAUGCACCCCCUACAGGGAACGUGCCUCCAUUUAUGUCACAACCACCCCCAUGGGUGAAAGAAGGAGGUUCAAAGGAUAAGGAAGAAGAGAGUCCAGCGGAGAAUGAUGAGCUUCCUCCCGGUGAGAGUGCACCUAUACAACCUACUCCAAAUGGUAACAUGUUCCCGGGUCCCAAUAACGGGCCCCCGGGUGCAGCAGGUCCGGGACCGGGACCUAACGCGGGCCCCCCGGGCGCGUACAGCGGAUACGGCGCUGGCUAUCCCCCAGCUGGUUGGCCAGCCUGGUCCAGUUGGCCACCCCCACUAGUGGGCCAACCACCCCCCAAUAUGAAUAAUGCUGCUGUUCCUGAUUCUAAUGCAGCGACGCAGCCGCUGGGAGGUCGCGCGACCAGUCCCUCAUCAGAACCAACCCUCAUCUCCGAUUCCCCCACACCAUUGCAACAACCACCCAAGAAGGAGGAACUUGUGAUCACCCCCGAGCUGGUGUCUGCGGCGUCGGAGUGGACGACGCACCGCGCGCCGGACGGCCGGCCCUACUACUACAACGCCGCCAAGCAGGAGAGCGUCUGGGAGAAACCCAAGCCCAUGAAGGAACUCGAAGAAUUACGUGCUAAAAUAGCGUUGGAGAAGGGCGAGCCAGUUGAAAAGAAAAACGAAAAGAAAAUGGAUGUGGAUGAAGGCAAAAUUGAAGUGAUCGACGUGGAGGCCCACGCGGAGGCGCAGGCGGCGGCGGAGGCCGAGCGCGCCGCCGCCGCCGCGCAGCGCGACACUCGCGCGCCCUCCGCGCCCUCCGCGCCCUCCGCCGCCAGGCAGGACGCCGCUGCGGACAAGCCCAGCGCUGACAAGGAGAAGGAGAAGGAGAAAGACAAGGAUAAAGCCAAGCAGGACCGCAGCAGACCCAUAUCCAGCACCCCCAUUCUUGGCACGCCCUGGUGCGUGGUAUGGACGGGGGACGGGUCGGUGUUCUUCUACAACUCGGCGGCGCACUCGUCGGUAUGGGAGCGGCCCGCCAUCCUGCUGGGCCGCGCCGACGUCGACAAGGCAGUCAGCCAGCCUCCGCCCGCGCUGCUCGAGUUGCAGCGUAAGGACGCGGCCGCUGCCUCCGGUACCAAACCUGCCAACGGUGAGCUGAAGCGAACUGCCGAAGCCAACACGGAAGAAGCUGAUGCCGCCAAGAAGGUCAAGGCUGAAGAAGCGGAGAAGGAGAAGGCCCCGGGCGUGAGCUCGCUGUCGGGGACGGGCACGAUCCUGGCGGGCGCGGCGGCGGCCGUGGAGGCCGAGGUCCGCGCCGCCCGCGAGCGCGGCUCGCUGCCCCAUCCGCAGCGUCUCGCCGCCUUCCUGCGCAUGCUGCAGGAGAAGGACGUCUCCGCCUUCUCCACCUGGGAGAAGGAGCUGCACAAGAUCGUCUUCGAUCCCAGAUACCUCAUGCUCAACUCGAAGGAGAGGCGACAGGUAUUCGACCAGUACGUGCGAGACCGCGCGGAGGAGGAGCGCAAGGAGAAGAAGAACAGGCUGCAGCAGAAGAAGGUCGCCUUCCGCGCCCUCAUGGAUGAGGCCAAACUGCAUUCCAAAUCAUCAUUCAGUGAGUUCACAUCAAAACACGGUCGCGACGAGCGUUACAAAGGUAUAGACAAGGCACGCGACAGGGAGACCUACUUCAACGAGUACCUCGCCGAGCUGCGUAAGAAGGAGAAGGAAGAGAAGGACAAGGCCAGAGAACAGGUGAAAAUCGAGUUCAUUGCGCUGCUUAAAGAGAAAGGAGUGGACAGGCACUCCCGUUGGAUCGACGCUAAGAAGAAAAUCGACAGCGACCCUCGCUACAAAGCUGUAGAGGGAUCGAACUUGAGGGAGGAUUACUUUAAAGAGUACUGCAAGCUGGUGAAGGAGGAACGGAAGAAGGAGAAGGAUGGAAAGGAUAAGAAACGCGAGCGCACUGGCGGAAAGAAGGAGAAACGGGAGAAGGAACGAGAGAAGGACAAGGAGGAGAAGAAAGAAGUAAAGAAGGACAAGAAGAAGGACAAGGCAGAGAAACAGGACAUCGACGAAGAAAGGAAACAGCCAACCCCCCCACCAGACCAGUGGGCCGAAAUACUCGGCAUCCCCGGCGAGGACGAUGACAAAAAACCAACAAAAUACACGCGUAAAAGCCAAAACUCCGAAUCUAAAGACAAAUCAAAGUCAGCAACCACUUCAGAAGAAGAACAACCCUCCCCAAAGCAAUUACGGUCUUCUAAGAAAGAAGCAGCAGCACCCACGCCCGAGAAGGCAGAGAAGUCUCCAAUAAAACCUCCUCCAAAGAAGAGGAAACCAGAAGAGUUUCAGGAGACGCAGGAUGUAGAGACGGCGGCGGUCGCACCAAAGAAGGAGAAGAAGAAGGUCGAGAAGACUGAAAAGAACGACAAGAGAAAACGGAAGAAGUCGGAGAAGGAAUAGUGUUUGAUGUACGUGUUCUUCGGGCGCCGAUCCUCACUGCGCACCUAGUGCUGUAGUGCUAAACUUUGGUUCAUGCCUCCACGGAUUUGUGGGUAGUUUGAAAAAAAAGUGAUUUUGUUCCGAUUCAGUCAGUCUGUCCGUUGUACCGUAAGCGAGCGGUCGUGCGGGAGAAUAUGUAUGCGUUGAUUUAUUUCAUAACUUUUAAUAUUGCGCGGGAAUUGAACUAGUGUUUUGAAUGUUUGUUUUUAUAUGUUAUUGUACAUUUUUUCUUUUUUAUUGAUAUUUUGUGUGUAUCUGAAAAUCAUGUAUGUAUUUUUUUGUUUUAAUGUAGUUUUUAAGUUGUAAAUUGGCUAAAAGAGCUUACCAAAGUGUUUUGUCGUUUUUGUGUCUAACGUUUUUUGUAGGUUCAAUUCCUCAAUAAGGAAAUUAUGUAGGUCGAAUUUCUGCAUAGCAGUGUUAGGACCUAAUUUAGGCGCGAAUUCGCUCUGUCCUUUUAAUGUAGUUUAUUUAAAAAAUGCUAUAGUAAGUGCACUUAUUGUACCAUACUUGCUUAACCUCCUGCGAGGGAUAAAGAGUUUGAUGUAAAACAAAAAUUGUAUAGAAAAAUAUUCGCAUAAGUACCUUUUUUUGGCUGAAAUUUUUUCAUACAUUUAUAAAGGCUCGGAUUAGCGGUUUUAUGAAAAUGACACAAUUUUGGACGGU
Spodoptera exigua (beet armyworm) is the source of this 4119-nucleotide messenger RNA. The record is from the annotation of a GenBank genome assembly. Lineage: Eukaryota; Metazoa; Arthropoda; Insecta; Lepidoptera; Noctuidae.